Messenger RNA from Caretta caretta (loggerhead turtle), 3713 nucleotides. The record is from RefSeq and is a predicted model, not a curated record. Lineage: Eukaryota; Metazoa; Chordata; Testudines; Cheloniidae.
UCGGCCACUGGGGACCAGUAACCAGCCACUGGGACCAGUAACCGGCCGGGGAUCGGCCACUGGGGACCAGUAACCGGCCGGGGAUCGGCCACUGGGGACCAGUAACCAGCCACUGGGACCAGUAACCGGCCGGGGAUCGGCCACUGGGGACCAGUAACCAGCCACUGGGACCAGUAACCGGCCGGGGAUCGGCCACUGGGGACCAGUAACCGGCCGGGGAUCGGCCACUGGGACCAGUAACCGGCCAGGGAUCGGCCACUGGGGACCAGUAACCGGCCGGGGAUCGGCCACUGGGGACCAGUAACCAGCCACUGGGACCAGUAACCGGCCGGGGAUCGGCCACUGGGGACCAGUAACCAGCCACUGGGACCAGUAACCGGCUGGGGAUCGGCCACUGGGGACCAGUAACCGGCCGGGGAUCGGCCACUGGGACCAGUAACCAGCCACUGGGACCAGUAACCGGCCGGGGAUCGGCCACUGGGGACCAGUAACCGGCCGGGGAUCGGCCACUGGGGACCAGUAACCAGCCACUGGGACCAGUAACCGGCCGGGGAUCAGCCACUGGGGACCAGUAACCAGCCACUGGGACCAGUAACCGGCCGGGGAUCGGCCACUGGGACCAGUAACCGGCCAGGGAUCGGCCACUGGGGACCAGAAACCAGCCACUGGGGACCAGUAACCGGCCAGCACGGGCCUGGGGGGCUCGGGGGUCCCAUGGAGCCGGCUGCUCCGUCUCCGGGCCCCGCGGCCGCGCUGACAGUCAUGGACCCCUCGGUGACGCUCUGGCAGUUCCUGCUGCAGCUGCUGGAGCAGCGGAGCAACGGGCACCUGAUCGCCUGGACGUCGGCCGACGGCGAGUUCAAGCUGGUGGACGCCGAGGAGGUCGCCCGGCUCUGGGGGCUGCGGAAGAACAAAACCAACAUGAACUACGACAAGCUGAGCCGUGCCCUGCGCUACUACUACGACAAGAACAUCAUCCGGAAGGUCAAUGGGCAGAAGUUUGUCUAUAAAUUCGUCUCAUACCCAGAGCCGUCCGGCGUGGAGGGGGCCCAGGAGGAAGGGACGCUCCGGCGGGUGGAGCCAGCCCUGGCUGACUCCCGGCUGGGGGAUGGGAGCUCCGGGCCCCCCAAGUCCCUGCGUGGGGGGGGUGUCCCCCGGAGUAGCCGUAACGAGUACAUGCGCUCGGGUCUGUACUCCACCUUCACUAUCCAGUCGCUGCAGGCGGCCCCCCCUGGGCGAGCGCCCCGCCAGGACCCCCCAGCUCUGUGCAGCGAGCCCUCAGGGCCCCACGACCUGCCCCCCGGGGAGAUGGAGGAGAUUCCCCAGCUGGAGAUCAGCAUCGAAGGAGCAGACGAGAGCGAACCCCUGCAGGUCUUUGUGGCACCGGAGACCCUGGAUGCAGAUCACCCCCACCAAGGGGACACACCUCGGCGGGACCCCGGGCUGCGGCCGGUGCUGGUGAAAGUGGAAGCACAGGGGGAUGCCGAGGGGUCCCCGCUCCUGGUUCUGAUCGACUCGGGGGUGAAGCAGGAAGCCCCGCCCGCCGAGGAGGCUCCCAGGGGGACAGAGGGAGAGCCUCCAGUGGGGGCGGGGCCUCAGGAGGAGAAGGGGGAGAGGGUGCCUGGGGGGGCCCCCAGCGAGGGGCACGGCCCGAAGGGGCGAAAGCCCAAGGACCUGGCGCUGCCGUCCCUGCCCGGGCAGGAGAAGAUCAGCGCGGCCAGCGGCUGCCUGCUGGCGCCUGGCGGGGGAGCGGGCAGCGGGCUGACGCCCACCACCGUGAUCUCCACGCACGCGCUAACCCCCGUCCUGCUGACCCCCAGCUCCCUGCCACCCACCAUCCACUUUUGGAGCACCCUGAGCCCCAUCGCCCCGCACAGCCCCGCCAAGCUCUCCUUCCAGUUUCCCUCUAACUCUGGCGGGCAAGUCCACAUCCCCUCGCUGAGCAUGGAUGGACUCUCCACUCCGGUCGUGUUGUCCCCGGGGCCCCAGAAGCCGUGAGUCCAUCCGUCCGUCCAUCCAUCUGUCUCUCUCUGCUGCUCGCGGAGCUGGCGGGGGGAGGGGGGGCGCCCAUUCCGCACCUGGAUUCUUGUCCCAGCCUUGCGGGACUGUUUACCAGGGUGGCUGGAUACGUCCGUGUCCUGCUUCGGGCAGAGAGCCCUGCUUGGUGUCAGCGAUGGGACGCGCCUGCUGUCUCGUUUAAAAUGGGAGCCGGAGCACGCCGCCAUUCCGCCCCUAGGGGGCGCAAUGUGGGACAUUCCCCUUGGUGCUUGCUUGGCCUUGAGCUGCACCCCCCGACACACACAGAGUUCCUGGGGCCUUGCAGCUCUGACCCCAUUCUUCUGGGGUCGUUGUGUUUAUUCCCCGCCCUGAUGGCUCAGGGUGUAUUUUCGAUGUGGAAGGAUACGUCCCCCGGGAACUUGGGGUGUGGUUUGGCUGCUAGUUGUGGGGCUGAUUUUAUUUAUUACCCAGGGCCUCCUGGCCCUGGUUUGAAACCCUCUGUGGGUAGCCUUUCUUGGCCCCCCCCAUGCCAUGGCCUCCUCGGAGCUCCUCUUUGUGCGGGCUCUACGUCGGCCAUCUUUGUUUUGAAAGGGUAGCCGUGUUGUCCAUGUUUGUUGUGGCUGGAUGGGGGUGUGUGUGUGUGUGUCGGCCAUCUUUGUUUGCUGACACCACAUCCCCGUGGUUCCGGUGGAGGAAGAAGUCCUGCUCUCCGCUUCUUGUUCCUUGAUUUACUUCCUGGAGGUCAAAGGUCACCUCCUUGAGUCUCCGUAGAAGUGGCAGGCGGAGGAAGUCCUGCCCUAGUUCCCUCCUGAAGGUCGAAGGUUGCCUGUUCGUCACCAUGGAAACGGCCAAGAGGGAAGUCCCACCCACUAAUUUCAGGGGCCGUUUCCCUCCUUGCAAAGCCUGUUUCCUUGAUUUAUUUCCUGACGAUCAAAGGUCACCGUGGAAAUGGCCGCAGAGGAGUCCCAUCCCUCACACCUUUCCUAGGGAGGAUUCCUUCAUUUGCCUCCCAUUUGUUGCCUGGGAAAUGACAGCAGAGGAAGUCCCGCUUUUUUCAGGACAGUCGUCCUCUUGUUUCCUCCUUUGACUUCCUGCUGGCCCUUGAGCGCCUCUUGUGCAGCCAUGGAAAUGGCAAAGGAGGAAGUUCUGCCCUGUUUCCACUCUGCUACUUCCUGUUCAAAGCGUGCUGAUUCUGGGGAAGUGCCAAAGGAGGACGUCCCGCCUUAUUAACCUCUCAUCUACUUCCUGCGAAUCCAAGGCCACCUAUUCUGUGGACGUGGCAAAGGAGGAAGUCCCGCCUUAUUAACUUCUCAUCUACUUCCUGUGAGUCAAAGGCCACCGAUUCUGUGGACAGGGCGAAGGAGGACGUCCCGCCCUUCUCACUGCUAUUGACUUCCUGUUAGUCCCGCAAGGCCUGCACUGCAUCUAAUGGGAAAGGGCUGCCUUGUCUUCUUGUUUUGAUACCAAAAUUUUCCCGGGCUGUGAACUUCGUGCUCGAGAUAUAGAUCUAUAUUUUUGUGGGGCCAUCCCAAGGGGCUGAAAUUUCCGAAUGUCAUUUAUUUAGUGCUCCACGGGAUUCCCGGCUCCUUUCUAUUUUUCAGAGAGUAUAUUGAUAUUAUUGAGCUAUGUGCAUUGAUCAUAUACAAACCUACGGGACUCGGUGGUAAUUACCUGCCGGGCCGUCUUUUUUAAUAUAUAAAAUGGUUCUAUUUUUG